UUUGAGCAGCGCGCGCACUGCGGCCAGUGCAGCCAGGUUCUUGCGCGUGCACUACGUCUCCUCCUCCUCCUGCUGCUUUCCUCCUCCCUCUCUCCCUCUCUCCCUCUUCCAGCGUCCACCAUCUCUCCAUCACCUCUCCCCUUCGUAGCGCUCUGUCCCGGGAGAGAAAACACGCUGAGACUGAUAAAAUAGGGGAAAUGGAUUAUUAGCGUGUCAUGGCUGUAUAAGAACCGGAAUGGAUUUCCAUUGGUUGCUGUUGUGUCUCCUCGCGCUCACCGCGGCGGCGGAGCGGAGAUUCGGUUGCCUGUUUGAGGAGGAUCUGUGUGAGAGCUAUGAGAUUUGUGUCAAUGAUGGCAUGUUCGGUCGUUGCCAGGCAAUGACAGUAGCGGAUGUCUACACAUAUGACAUCACGCCAGCAACGCUGCAGAGAUUCCGUUCACUGCUCCAGAAACUCUCACUCCGAGGUCUGUCAUGGGAAGAUGACAUCACUCAGCAGGUUCUGUCUAAAGAAUUCUCUAAACUACGCAAGAUCUCUCUAACACCACCUGACUCAAGGUCCAUGGUUAAGACGGUUGCUAUGGGUGAAGGAAGACUGAAACCAUUAGAGGCAGAGCUUAGCAGGAGUCUGCAGAAGUACUUGCUGCACAUGGGUCUGCUGCCUAAAUUAGGCAGUAAGGUCAACCAGAUGAAGUCUUCUCAGCCACUUGAGUAUUAUCGUUCUGGAAAACCCCGCAAUAAAGUUGAAUCAGCCCCCCCUGAGUUCACCCCAGAGUCACCCUAUCACUCAGCUUCUUUCCCUGACCUUACCCAUUACCAGAGUGAUACUGCAUACACCUCUCCACAAAAGCAGGAUGGUUCAGACAUUCUUCUUUCUGCUCUAAAGAAGUACCUGGCUCAAAACAUGCCACAUAAACCUGAGGAGGAUGGUAGACCAAAACUUGACCCAGUCUUCGUGAAGAGUGGAUCCUCACAGAGUUCCUUUAAGGACCCCCUGACUCCUAUAGAUGAGACCUUUAUUCGUAAUGUUCUGCGGAAUGUGGGGAAGCACAAUGUAGACAUUGAGAGCCUCAGUACGUCAGAUCUGGACCAGCUGGCUGGUCUCAUUGCUGAUGCUCUGCAGAUAGUGGAGCAGCAAGCAGAGCAAGGAUAUACACCCCGAGAUCUGGAGGGAGAGGACCAGGCUGGAGACCUGCAACCUGAGGACCUGCAGACUAAGGACCUGAAACCUGGAGACCAGGACCAGCAGCCAGGAGCUGAUUCAGAGAACCAAAAUGCCUCAGAGACAUCCAGGCAGCAGAACGAAGAAACUUCACUUGUCCAAAGGUUUCAGGCCAGCCCUUCUGUUUCAGAAAAACAAACAAUGGAAGAGGAGAGAUCUGUUGCAGACCACAAGGAAAUUGGAUUGUUGGGGAAGUUGCUGGAGUAUCUGGAUGAGACCUCCCGCUCAGAGGCGGGGCCGCUUGUGAAGGGGCGGGGCAUAUCAGUGGAGACGGUGCGCAGCAAAACGACCCAGCGGGACGUGGGUGUGCAGAAGAAGGCAAUGGAGCAGGUGGAGGAGGUGGAGGGCUGGGUGCAGGCCGCCGCAAUAGCACCUUCUUCUGUCCUGCAGGAUGUCGCACCUCCCCACAAAGUCAUGAAAGUGCAAGACCUGCAGCUGGAUGUGCAGAGCAAUGCCAAAAAUGAUGUCUAUGGAUACAUUAUUACAGACACUGAUUCUCUUCCCACUGAUCAGGGUCUGCACCUCAUGGAGCUGGUGUCUCGCAAAGCAAAGAUCCAAAUGACUGAUUUCCUUGAGCUCUCUGUUGUUGGUCCAGCUGUGACAUUUCAGGUGCGCCCAAAUUCUCAAAAUGUGACCACAACUGACGUUGCCAAUGUGGCAGUUCAUCAGAAGGAUGCACUGGAGAAAGAAGCCAGACUUACCAUAGUGGAAGCAGGAGUUACUGAUAGGGCUAAACUGAGUCAGAUCCCCACUAAGUACAGCCGAUCUGAGUCUCUGAAGUUCUUGAUCCUGACAGUGAUCUCCAUCAUCUGCAUCAUCGGUGUCCUCCUGGUCUCCAGCAUCAUCUACUGCCUCCGCCAUCGCUCACAUCACAAACUCAAAGAGAAACUCACUAAUCUUGGGGCUGAUCCUGCUACUGAAGCCACAGCUACCUACCAGGAGUUGUGUAGGCAGCGAAUGGCUGUGAAGCCGCCAGUAGAGAGGCCAGAGCCUCGUCACUCAUCUCGCAUAAACAGUGUAUCAUCUCAGCUGAGUGACGGACCAAUUCCCAGCCCCUCCGGCCGCACAAGCACAUCCUCUUGGAGUGAAGAACCUGCCCACUCCAACAUGGACAUCUCAACUGGACACAUGAUACUGUCAUAUAUGGAGGAUCAUCUGAAAAAUAAGAACCGGCUGGAGAAGGAAUGGGAAGCACUGUGUGCAUAUCAGGCAGAGCCAAACACUUGCAGCAUCGGACAGAGAGACUCCAAUGCCAAGAAAAACCGAGUCAGCACUGUAAUACCAUAUGAUCAUUCUAGAAUCUGUCUGAAAGUGGAGAACAGCCAAGGCAACUCUGACUACAUCAAUGCCAGCCCUAUUAUGGAUCAUGACCCCAGGAACCCUGCAUACAUCGCCACUCAGGGUCCGCUGCCCUCCACUGUAGCUGACUUCUGGCAGAUGGUGUGGGAAAGUGGCUGUGUGGUGAUCGUCAUGCUGACCCCUCUCACAGAGAGCGGCGUUAAACAGUGUUACCACUACUGGCCAGACGAGGGCUCCAAUCUCUACCACAUAUACGAGGUAAAUCUGGUGUCGGAGCAUGUGUGGUGUGAGGAUUUCCUGGUUCGUAGCUUUUACCUGAAGAACAUGCAGACCAACGAGAGCCGCACCGUCACUCAGUUCCAUUACCACACCUGGCUCAAUCAACACACACCUGAGACCAAUCAGGCUCUACUGGACUUCCGCAGAAAAGUAAAUAAAUGUUACAGAGGAAGGUCAUGCCCCAUCAUCGUUCACUGCAGUGAUGGAGCUGGAAGGACUGGCACAUAUAUUCUGAUUGAUAUGGUUCUGAAUAAAAUGGCUAAAGGUGCUAAAGAAAUUGAUAUUGCUGCUACAUUGGAGCACCUGCGAGAUCAGAGACCUGGCAUGGUUCAAACAAAGGAGCAGUUUGAGUUUGCACUGACUGCAGUAGCAGAGGAGGUAAACGCCAUCCUCAAAGUCCUCCCUCAGUGAUAAAUGGAGGAGCAGGAUGAAAACAAAACUUUACCCAGUCUCUCUUUACUUCUUUCUCUCUGCAUCCCCUUAUCCUUACCAUAUACAACCUUCUUUCAUCCCCUGCUUUUCACCCAGCCUCAACACCUUCCUCUCUCUCUCUCUCUCCCUCUGUCUCUAGAUGUUGUAUAUAAAGUUAAAGCUCUCUCUCUAAGCUCUUUCUCUCCUCUUCGAUUUGUUCUGAGCCUGUAGUGCAGACACUGUUCUACUGCUGUAAGAAGAUUUAGAUUUCUCUCUGUUAAAUGUUUGGGCUAUAUUAAUCAUAUUGUUUUAGGUCUUUAUGCGUACAUGAAUGUGCAUUUCAUCCUUUGCCAAAUGAUUACGAAGCAUAAUCCAUUUUGCCUUUGUUUGGUCAUCAUAAUAUAUCAUUUCUUAAGAGAGGUCCUUUUAAGCGCAAGCUUGCAUUCCAUCACUGAGAAGGGAAGGUUAUACCAAAAACAACUGUGAAUAUAAUCUGAAUUUAAUCUCAUUAAAGAAUUCCCUUACCUUAUCUAUAAUACAAACAGAUAUUACUAUCAGAAGCUGCUUCUGAAUAGAGUAACUAGUUUAAGCAGCAGUAUGUAGCUGGCCUGGAAGAAAAGUAGUCAUUAGCAUAGUUAAUAUAAUUUUAAAAAGUACUGCAGUGAAUUUACUUGGUUCAAAUAGUGUACACAGUUUCCAGAAGAAUGAACUAUAUUAAAUCACCACUUCUGGUAAUAAUUGUGUUGAUGUAAUAUAUUUAUAUUUUAUUAUUAUAUUUAUUAAUGUGAAAAUGUGGAUAUUUCAAUCCUUUUGUAUCAAGUACACUCACUGCUUUACCUUUUUUGAGAUUUGCAGUCUGUCUCUCUCUUGUUGCGAUCUACCUAAGAUCUUUUUUUACAUUUGAAGAAACAAGUUAGGACACACCGACAAACAUAACCAUAACAUGACCAUUAGGCCAAGGAUAUAAUUUUCACCAAGCCAAGGAAAUGCUUUAUCAAAUCAUCAUUGCACAUCAUCAUUUUUAACGUUCAACAGUUCUCCUGAAAUUCAGCAUGUACAGAUCAAAUAGCAACAUCUAAGCCAAUAGUAGACCAUGCUUGUUAUUUAGCAUCCUAACUGGUCUUGUGAUCUGGUAACGGAGAAAUGUGUCAUGUGCUGUAUCAUGUAUCACGUGAUGAUGAAAGGGGUGCACUAUGUAUGUUUGGUUAGUUUCUUUCUCUGCUGAAAUGUUACUACACUUGUGGUCUGACAGAGUUGACUAUUACACUUCUAUUUUUCUUUGUUUCUGAUGAUUGUAAAUAGAAGCCAGAAUUCGACCAGAAGCUAUUUUUGCUCUCUCAGUAAAUGAAAUGCUGCAGUCUUGUGAAUAAAGUUUCAUUGUAUGUGCCGUACAGUAAAUACUGCAAUAGUAAAAAA
Molecule: messenger RNA, 4624 nt
Organism: Pygocentrus nattereri (red-bellied piranha)
Lineage: Eukaryota; Metazoa; Chordata; Actinopteri; Characiformes; Serrasalmidae
Gene: slco5a1b
Product: solute carrier organic anion transporter family member 5A1b
Exons: 23
Coding region: 236-3208 (990 amino acids)
Biological process (GO): protein dephosphorylation
Cellular component (GO): secretory granule
Molecular function (GO): protein tyrosine phosphatase activity
Source: RefSeq, a predicted model, not a curated record